AUGAAAAACUUAAUUGUAUGGUGUGGGCAACGUGCUAUCGAGAAACAGAAAACACAAGAGAGUUCAAGUGAAAAGCAUAUUCUUAAUAUUGCAAAAGUAGUACAGGAAGAUAUUCUUUCUAAAUUGAUGAACGGUGAUAUCAAUCUCUCGUGGUAUCAUAGAAAGGGUAAACACGCAAAAGAACCACCAAAACAACAACAUCCACGGAAUAUCCAAAAUGAAAAUCGACUAAAAGAUUACGAAGAGACAUUAGCAAAUUUAAGAGCCGAGGAUCAAUUAUGGACAAAGUUAGCACAAAAAGUGAAUUCGUUACAUGCCUCUGUGAUUGACACUUGUGCAGCAACACCAUCCGGAGAAUCAUUGCACGCAAUGGUACUUGACGACGUGGAUACACUGAUACCGUUGUUGUCCGAAGGAGAAAAAAAAUAUAUUGAUCAACUUGGUUCUGAAGACUAUGUAGAUUUAAUUAAAAAUAAUGACCAUAAUGGUAAUGAACGUCCGAGUAUGGAUGAAUUUUGUAGUGAAUUUAGAAUUCAGAUUGAUGAAUUCUAUCAAUUGCUUUAUAAAGCUCAUGUAUUUGAGGAUGCGACACAGGAUUAUUGUGAGGAUAUGCUGAUGAAGUUACGCAACACAUUGAAAAAAAAGGAAGGUGGUUUUGAUGAUAUAGGCAACGACAUUGGUUCUAAUAAUGCUAAUAUUAAUCUCAAUAAUGGAGGUGGAACAAACUUAGAAAUCAAGGAUGUAUUAAGGGCAUUAGCUAUAAACUGUUGA
This is a messenger RNA of Ambispora leptoticha, 771 nucleotides long. NCBI's taxonomy places the organism in Eukaryota, Fungi, Glomeromycota, Glomeromycetes, Archaeosporales, Ambisporaceae. The record is from the annotation of a GenBank genome assembly.